Molecule: messenger RNA, 1489 nt
Organism: Oldenlandia corymbosa var. corymbosa
Lineage: Eukaryota; Viridiplantae; Streptophyta; Magnoliopsida; Gentianales; Rubiaceae
Source: the annotation of a GenBank genome assembly
CAACAAAAUCAGCUACACACUCCUAAACACACACAAAGAAACCACCACUAUAAUAGCAAUACUAGCACAUAGCAAAAGAAUCUCAAAGUCAGCAGCCACACUGACUGAGGUCCACUAUUUAAUAGUAGUAAGGAGUAGGGGUUUUUGGUUUCUCUUUCCAAUCUGUCCCAUUUCUUCCAUCCCCCCCACAAGGGAAGUGAGAGAGGUCCAAUAAGGGGUUGGAAGAAAGCCUUCUCCUUUGUUAUUUUCCAUUACCCUUUUACCCCAUUCAACCCUUAUUUCCCUAUACCCUUUCGGUUGGCAGCCUCCAUCUUCGCAUCCAUAUUUUGUUUAGUUUUUUUUGCUUUGUUUGGAUUGCUGGGCUUGUAUGGUUUCUGGGUUUAUGGAGAAUAGAAUGGCACCCGGGAGUUACUUCCAGUACUCCCCUUCCGGGAUUCACGGUCCACUUCAGAGGUCUUCUUCCAUGUCAGAUCGUGAAAGAUAUUUGGCAGAUUUAUUAGCGGAGAGGCGGAACUUGGGACCAUUCAUGCCAAUUUUGCCCAUCUGCAGCAAGCUUCUAAAUCAAGAAAUAAUGAGAUGGUCGAGAAUGGUAUCAAAUCAAAUGUUGGAGCAUGAGAGAAUGGGACAUGAACACCCAUUUGGAUCUUUUGGGCAGCAACCUCAUGGAGGACUAAUGAAUAUGGAGGCAUGGAAUGUAAUGGGAGCUGAGGAAAAUCGACUUCUUCAAAAGUUGCCUCCAUUUCCGCCUUCACCUCUAGAUUGGCAUGGAGCUCCAGGAUCUGCAACCACUCCUGUUAUCAAGAGAAUUGUCAGACUGGAUGUUCCUGUUGACAAGUUUCCAAAUUAUAAUUUUGUUGGCCGGAUUCUGGGGCCACGUGGAAACUCCUUGAAGCGUGUUGAAGCCAUGACAGAAUGCAGAAUAUACAUCAGAGGCCAAGGUUCGGUGAAGGACACAGUCAAGGAAGAGAAACUGAAAGAUAAACCUGGAUAUGAACACCUCAAUGAACCACUCCACAUCUUGCUUGAAGCUGAAUUUCCUGAAGAUAUGAUUGAAUCUCGAGUGGAUCAUGCUGUGGCCAUAUUGGAAAAACUCCUAAAACCUGUGGUAUGCUUUAGAAGUUUAAAACCAUAAUGAUAACGUUGAACUCCCAUAGUUCUUCUCUAGCAAUAUCUUAUGCUUGGGCCUUGCAGGAUGAAUCAAUGGACCUUUACAAAAAGCAACAACUUAGAGAACUAGCUAUGUUAAAUGGAACUUUAAGGGAAGAAAGCCCCAUAAUGAGCCCAAGUAUGAGUCCGAGCAUGUCUCCUUUCAAUAGCACCGGGAUGAAAAGAGCAAAGACAGGAAGAUAACCUUAAUGGACAAGCUGAUAUCUUGUCACAGCUCUCUCUGAAGCCCUGAUCUCGUUAACCCUAGAUCUCGUUAUCUGAAACUCUGUAGCUGGACGCCAGUAAAUUGCUCAUGACACCCUGAAACAAGCUUGUAUGGGGG